This is a messenger RNA of Spirodela intermedia, 1239 nucleotides long. The record is from the annotation of a GenBank genome assembly. Lineage: Eukaryota; Viridiplantae; Streptophyta; Magnoliopsida; Alismatales; Araceae.
AUGGUGAGCUCCUUGCUACCCGAGCUGUGGAAGAAGAGCACCAGCUUAGACCCCGCCGGAUCUGAUGUCCUGUUCGUCCCCUCUUCCAGGCCUGCUUCGCCGGCGGGGCAUCCUUCCUCCUUGCGUGACAAUCGGAGCACGACGGCGGCCAAGAGACAUGCGACGCCAAUUCCGAUGCUUAUAGUUAUCCCGAGCAUCGCUCUCCGCCCCAUCUUUGAUGGCGAGGCCGGAGGAGGGCUGGAACCCACGGCACUGCUCCGAUUGCAGGGAGGUGUAGGUCCCCCACAGAGGCCCGGGUUGCCUUCGAAGCUUGAGAUUGGGAAACUGGAGAACUGCACACCGUCUGGUAUCUCCCCCGACAGAUUGUUGUGAGCCGCACUAAACUUCGACAGGAAGCUGAGGCUAUUGAGGGAUCUGGGGAUCGGCCCGUGCAGCUGGUUUCUCGAUAACUCCAGAAUCUCCAGGUUCUGCAUGCCGGAGAUGCUGUCGGGAAUGGUGCCGGUGAUGUUGUUAUUGCUCAGAUCCAGCACGUGGAGCUGCUUCAGCUGCCCAAACUCCGGCAGGAUGGGCCCGGUGAUGCCAUUGUCGUUCAGGUACAGUGCUGGGGGAAAGCUUGAGAUCUGGUUGUACUGAAGAGCAUUGGCCGUCUGGUUGCGCUUCACAAAGAGGGGCAUCCCGAUCACUGUGCCGAGAGGGGAGGCAGUUGGAGAGAUGAGGCUCUUGAGGCUGGUCAGGCUCAACGGGAUCGGCCCGGACAGGGAGUUGUUGGAGAUGUCCAGGUAGAAGAGGCUCUCGAGGUGCCCCAGCCAUGGCGGGAUGUCCCCGUGCAGGCGGUUCCAGGAGAUAUCGAGGACUUCCAGUUUCCGGCAGUUGGCCAGCCAGACGGGGAUCCGGCCGGAGAGAGCGCAGUUGCCGAGAGCCAGGAUUUUCAGGCUCUGGAAGCCGACAACGUCGGCGGGGAGCUCUUCGCCGCGGAAAUUUCUGGUAAGGAUGAGCGUGGUGAGGUUCCCACAUCGCCGGAGUACUUUCAGAGAUCCCCCCAGGUCGCUCAGGCUGUUGUUCGACAGAGAGAGAAACGAGAGAGAGAGAAGAUUCCCGUAGGCGUCGGGGACGGCGCCGGUGAAGCCGUUCUUGGCGAGGCUGAGGGUUUUGAGCCAGAGGGAGCCGGCGAUGCCCACCGGGAGGGGACCGGAGAAGCCGUUGGCGGCAAGGUCGAGCGAGCUGAGGCGCGUGAGUUGA